This is a messenger RNA of Nematostella vectensis (starlet sea anemone), 2631 nucleotides long. RefSeq lists its product as uncharacterized. The transcript has 10 exons. The coding region runs from base 488 to 1495 and encodes 335 amino acids. NCBI's taxonomy places the organism in Eukaryota, Metazoa, Cnidaria, Anthozoa, Actiniaria, Edwardsiidae. The record is from RefSeq and is a predicted model, not a curated record.
GUGAAAACUAUGUGUGGACGAGUUGACUCAAUUUGUGGACGAGUUGGUUGUGGACGACACGGUUUGUGGACGAAGUGACUGGAUACCGCACGUGCAAAUGUUUCCCUGGUCCACAACAUGAAUAAUUACGGGUUGAGCACGCAAGUUUUUUGGUUUGUGAUAGAGAACGGGUUAAAAAUACUUCAUUCGCGAUGAUAUUGUAUUUCGGGAUAGGGACAAAACUUGCGAUCAGUGCAUUUGCAAGGAAUGAAUGAUACCCAAAUUAUGCGCACAAGAUGAAACGAAGAGGAGGGGAGACUUCUCAUGCUGAACGAAAGCUGGCAGGGAUUUUGUCACGUCCCAAGAGAUAGGGGAUAUUAUCAUGCUAGCUUAGAUACUUUGUAUUCUUUCGAGCAUUCCUCGCGUGUGAAGCCGCCUUGGGAAUAAAGUUCAUAGGAAAAAAAAAAGAUAUUAUAUUCACUGGUUUCUUCAGCGCUUAGUUCUAGCCAUGCUGAUCUCGUCACCACUAAGAAGAGGAAUGGUACUUGGCCUGUUGCUCGCUAUUUUAGCGCGUGAGACCGCUGGCAACAAGUUCCGCGUUCGUCGGGAUGAUGAAGGGACAUGCAAGUAUGAGGGAUACAAACCUGGCGGAGGAAUACCAAACAUUAAGGAUAUCCAAUCGCCCGUAUGCAAAGGUUUCUCAAGAACUCUGACUUUUGUCUCCGGUUUGUUGGCUAAUGCUGGUAACGGCGCGGCAAAAACUAUGUUUAAGGUAGCUGAGGUAGUUCAGAAGGGCGCCAAAGUAGCGAAGAUCCUCGGCGGAGCGUUUGCAGCCUUCGGGGCGGCGUUUGAAAUGGUUUCAGCACAGUCCAAACCAAAGCCGGACGACAUCUUAAAACAGGUUGACAAAGCGUUUGAUGCGAUAACAAAAGACAUCAAUGACCGGCUAAAGGACAUGGAGAAUUACGUUGAUGCGAAAGUACUCGGGCUAGAGACGAAAUUGGUCAAUAACGAAUUUGCUUCUCUAAAGAAAUUCCUGACAAACUGUAUGCACGAGACAACCGAGCGCGCUGUACUCAAAUGUCAACAGGACUCCGUUCGUGAUAUUGAUGCAGCGUCGCCCAAGUUCGAGGUUUUCAAGCGGGAUUUUGAUAGAGGCCAAAACAAUCUAAAUCCGGACCAAAUACGGAGGCUCGAGGCUGCCCUGAUUCCAUUUAGGGAUUACGCAAGUCUGCACCUCUUCGCUCUACAAACACUUAUCAACGCAUACAAAGAUGCCCCAGACACUCAGGAGAAAAACAACCGGCUCAAGCUCUACAUGGACACAUUGUACAAGCAAGGUAUUCGGUAUAACAAGUAUGCUACUUGGGCCUAUGAGCGGAUCUAUUACAACCAGGUUAAAAUUCAUUUGAAUGUGGAAAGGUAUAUACUGGAUAAGCAAGUGCAAAAUGUGAUGGAAGGCUGGGCCAACAAGGUGAACACAGAGAAAAGAUCUCAGUCAAGCCCAACUGCCUAGACGGCGACAAACACGCCAACAUCAACAAGUGCUUGUACAAGUACUCCAUGCGAGUCGAUGGAAAGGCUCUCCACCGCUAUCCUGUACGCGAAGCGCCAGUCUCCAACAAAGACGAAGCCUUAAAAUACUUCGCUGAAGUUGAUUCUAGAAAAACAUGCUCGGGCUACAUUAACUCCUUAAAGCAUGACUUGACUAUUUACUGGAAAAAGGAACUUCUCAGUCUGGCCGAGAUCUGGAAUAAGGUUGCAAUGAAAGCCAGGGCUGAAAUCAAGUUGAUUGCAAAGGGUGCGUUCAAAGUCGAAAGCGCCGGCUCAAACGUACAUGGUACGGUCCUAGGUCACGUGGCCGGAAAGCCGAUAUACUGCGAAGUCAGGUGUGACAUGGACAGCGUGGCGUCCGAUGAGCCUCGGGAUGCUGACAUCGGUCACCAACCGGAAAUUGUGAGGAAGAAUAUCUUGCCACGAAAUACGGGAAUUGACCGGGACGAUGCACCGAAAGAGGGUGAGCUUGAACAACCGGUAGAGGAUGAGCUGGUUAAAGAGAAAGCGGAAGAGAGUGAUCGACCGGAAGUGAUUAAAGCGAUGGGCGAUGGUGGUAUGAUGACGUCACCGGAGCUGGAUUCACCUUUGAUCCUCGGAAAGCCUUUCAUGUGUAGGGUCGUAUGUAAUGAAUCGUAAUCAAUGCUCGUAUAAUGAUAGGCUGCUAUCAAUAAGCAUAAUAAAAUAGUACAAGGGUCCUUGUUUAUAUAGGACUUGCGCUGAGAGAUUACGUGACCUUUUGGGUGGCAAAUUCAAGCCAAAUAAAUACACCCGUCACCGCACCCAAAAAGGCACGUGAUCUCUUUGCGCAAGUCUCCUAUUUCAUAUUCUGCAGUAAUUGAUUAUUUACUGUAUACCAGGCUUACAUAAUAGUUUAGAUAUUAGAUCCAAACUCUUCUACCUAAAUCAUAAAACUUUGCCGGUGCUAAAUAGUAAAUGGAAAAUGCCCUUGUAAGACAGAAUGACCUCUGCUUAUUGUAUAAUCACUAUUAUUAGUCGUGUUUACGGUAAUAAUGUAAACAGUUAGUAAUUGUGUGACAUGUGUCUAAGUCUUCCUGUGUGUAGUAUUCUAAAUACAACUCAAUACUUUAUGCUGAA